Molecule: messenger RNA, 957 nt
Organism: Salvia hispanica
Lineage: Eukaryota; Viridiplantae; Streptophyta; Magnoliopsida; Lamiales; Lamiaceae
Source: RefSeq, a predicted model, not a curated record
AUGGCUUAUGAAGCUUUGGAAUCCUUGCAACAAACCUUACUCCUAGUCCUUCAGCGCGAUGAUCAUCUCAUCACUCCUCCUGUUAAACGACGAAUUAUAUCCAUCCACGACAAAGCUGUUGUCUUGCAGUUUAAUCUCAAAUGGUUUCCAGAUAAGGAGACAAUGAGGGAGCUGGGGAAAUUGGCUAAGGAGCUCGAAUCAACUGUUGGAUAUGUCGCUGACUACUGCAACAGUGAUUCUCUCUCUGUUAGUUCAUCAUCAAGAUCUGCACUCAAGAAUGAAGUUGAAGAUCUGACAGUUGCAACGGAGCUGAUGAUCAGAUUAUCAAUCCGGUUGAGGAGAUUUACGGAGAAAAUAAAGUUAAGUUCUAGAGCAUUAGUAGAUGACGAUCUUGUGGUGGGUUUUAAAAACGAUGUGUUGCAGAUAAAGCACCGGCUUAAUUGCAAUGACAGACUACGAAUUCUCCCUAUAGUCGGAAUGGGAGGAAUUGGGAAUUUAGCAAGUAUUCUCUCACAAGUACUAGCUUCGAUCAAAGAUGAUGUAGAUCGAGGUGGGAGGGAUUCGUUCAAAGGACUUGAAGCGGCGAAGGUUGAAAUUCACAAAAUGUUAUCCGGGAGGAGGUAUCUCAUAGUAAUGGACGACAUGUGGAGUGCGGAAGCUUGGGAUCACGUACGAAGGCUAUUUCCUAACAAUGAUAAUGGAAGCUGGAUCAUAUUAACCACAAGGCUAAUGGAUGUGGCCACUUAUUGUACCUCUUUGCCUGUUCAUAUGAUGCGUUUCUUGGAUGACGAACAAAGUUGGCGUUUGUUCAAUCACAAGGUCUUCAGAGAUCAAGAUUGCCCUCUUGAGCUACAAAAUGUUGGGGAAAAAAUAGUAAAAGGAUGUGGAGGUCUGCCCCUCUCAAUUGUUAAUGUAGCAGGACUUCUAUCGAGGAUUCCUAGAACUCCCAAGUUGUGA